AUGGAUCCGAAACCUUCUCUCAGUUUCAAACCCUGCCCCCUCAUGCAGCGAGAGGGGCCACGAACGGAAAAGAAGUAUCCCCCAUAUACCGAUUACCGAUUGAUAGACACACUGUCGUCAUUCAACAGAGAGAAGAUCUCAGAGCGAGCGGUUCAUGCAAAGGGUGCCGGCGCACAUGGAGUAUUCGAGAUAACAGACGACAUUUCGGAUAUUUGUGACAUCGACAUGCUACUCGGUGUAGGGAAGAAAACACCUUGCACCGCUCGAUUCUCUACAACAACCUUUGAACGUGGUUCCGCAGACAUGAUCCGCGAUCCCAAGGGAAUGGCUGUGAAGUUCUUCACAGAGAAAGGCAAUUGGGAUUGGGUUUGCCUUAACGUUCCCAUGUUUUUCAUACGAGAUCCCAUCAAAUUCCCAGCCAUGAUGCACGCGCAAAGGCGGGACCCGCGCACAAACCUUGUUAAUCCAAAUCUCUGGUGGGACUGGGUCUGUAAAAACCAUGAGGCCCUACACAUGGUUUUGCUCCAGUAUAGUGAGUUUGGUGAUAUGUUCAAUUAUCGCAAUAUGAGCGGGUUUGUGGGUCACGCGUUUAAAUGGGUGAAGCGGGAUGGAUCUUGGAAUUAUGUUCACUUUUUCCUCUCGUCUGAUCAGGGGCCUAGCUUACAAAGUGGCGGAAAGACUAAGGACGUCAAUGUGGGAGAUACAGAUUCGGCAACUGAGGAUCUACAUGAUGCUAUUGAACGGGGUGAAUAUCCCAGCUGGACAGCGCAUGUGCAGGUUGUGGCCCCCAAAGACGCCCAAAGACUACCAUUCAAUAUUCUCGAUCUGACCAAGCAUUGGAACUUGGGGAAUUCCCCAGGUUACCCCGAAAAUAUCCCAAUUAUCCCGUCUCGACCAUUCGGGAAGUUGACCUUGACGCGAAAUCCCAAAGACUUUUUCACGGAGAUUGAACAACUGGCGUUCUCUCCUUCGAACCUCGUUCCUGGAGUUGAACCGUCGGAGGAUCCAAUUCUGCAAGCGCGUUUGUUCGCGUACCCUGACGCCCAACGUCACCGGCUAGGGGCGAACCACAAUCAACUACCGGCAAACCAGCCCAAAGCGAGCACAGCAAACAUAGAUCACAGUCCUAAUACUACGGCUCAAGCCGAUUUAUAUUCAGACACCAAACAUCAAGCGUGGCUGGCCGAAACCUCUUCUCGGUCUUGGUCUGAGCCAAAUGGGCAGGACUACAAGUACCCGAGGGAUUUCUGGAAUGUUCUGCCGGAGCUACGAGGUGCCAAGUUUCAGAACAGUAUCGUGGUCAAUAUGUCCGAGUCUUUAGCUCAAACUCGGGCGGAUGUUAGAGAGAGGGUAUAUCAAACACUGUGCCUGGUUGCUAUCGAUUUGGCUGAUCGUGUGAAAUAUGCGACGGAAGUGCUCGUUCGCGAUGCGGAGGUGGCUAGUCCAAGGACAUCUCCUGGGUCAGCUAAGCUUUAA
Molecule: messenger RNA, 1476 nt
Organism: Penicillium manginii
Lineage: Eukaryota; Fungi; Ascomycota; Eurotiomycetes; Eurotiales; Aspergillaceae
Gene: fgaCat
Product: catalase easC
Exons: 2
Coding region: 1-1476 (491 amino acids)
Biological process (GO): response to hydrogen peroxide; hydrogen peroxide catabolic process
Cellular component (GO): mitochondrion; peroxisome; cytoplasm
Molecular function (GO): heme binding; catalase activity
Source: RefSeq, a predicted model, not a curated record